AUGCUAUCAUUGUUGGGGGAAGUAGCGUGUUCAUCAAGCCGUUUGGUAGGACGAGGCACAAAUGUGAUUUCUCGACGAUCUCUCCCCAAACAUGUACAUUUGCCGAGAUAUCUAUGGGACAUGGAAGAUCUAAAAGAAAAGACCGGCGGCGAGUACACACAUAAACCUCUCCAAAUCAAUCGGCUUGGUGGACGACAUCCAGAGACUGGACGAAAAAUCAAUCAGCACAUUGGAGGAGGAUACAAAUUUGAUUAUUUUCUUAUCGAUUUCCAUCGACGUGGUCCAACGACGGAGGGAGAUUUUUAUGAAGAACGUGUACUAGAAGUUCGACGUGAUGCUAAUCGAUCAUCACAUAUCGCUUUUGUGGCGGGCGCCAAUGGUAAACGAUGGAUUCUCGCAACGGAAAAUAUGAAAGCCGGUCAAAUAAUCACCACCACUUGUCAUAUGGCAGCAAAUCCUUUGAUCGGAAAAGAGGGAUGUGCUUAUCCACUUGGAUCUCUUGCCAUUGGAACAUUAAUUAAUAGCAUUGAAAGAUAUCCGACAAUGGAUAGCGAAGCAUUUGUUCAAGUUGCCGGUCAAUCCGCUACCAUUGUUCGACAUCAAGGCGAAUUUACGAUUGUUAAGAUGCCCUAUAAGCACGAAUACUCGUUUCAUAGAGAGUGUAUGGCAACAGUCGGACGGUUAUCGCAUGCCGACUUUCACGACAAAAUAUUUGGAAGCGCUCAAAUGCAUCGUCGAUUUGGAUACAAAAUGUCGAGUGGUCUUUUUCAUAAAAAGGAUGGAUACUGUGGAAGACGGGUUCGCCCCUUACCACCAGUUCGUGUCUUCGAUACUCCCGCCGAGCCAGAGCCAGAAAAUCAGAAGUUCACACUAACGAAAUCGCAAUUAUCCGGUUUACAAGGACACGCAAAGGUUCACAAUUUACUGCCAUCAGGAUAUAGUGGAAGACCGUAUCCAGAU
Messenger RNA from Mesorhabditis belari, 960 nucleotides. The record is from the annotation of a GenBank genome assembly. Lineage: Eukaryota; Metazoa; Nematoda; Chromadorea; Rhabditida; Rhabditidae.